UAAACGGCUAAACCCACCGAACCGCCAUUGAAGAACUCGCACCGCAGUUUUCAAGCAUGUCGCGCUCAAUGCAUUUCAUUUCCAAAACCAUUCCUGGGUGUGGCCCACCCGAUGGGAUAUGUCUUCCCUGCUCAGGAUCUUCGGGAAGAGCACUGAGCAUGCCACACAACUCUUCUCGUAGCGACUACAAACUCAGUUCCGACGUGAAAUUCCUAUCUGUGAGAUGUGCGUCUCGGUACACAUCCACUGUGUGCAACGCAAACCACAGCAAUUACAGGAGAAACUCGGACUUCUCGAAGCAAAACAAGCAGGGGUUCUCCCGCAACAGAAACAGGAACAACGAAGAGAGAGAAGGUUUUGAAGACAUGGAAGAAUCCGAAACUCUCUCUUCCAAAAACGGCUCGUUUCUCUCCGGAAGUCACAAAUAUCAAGCCACUGCCACUCCAGGCCCGAGGGAGAAGGAGAUUGUCGAAUUGUUCCGGAAAGUUCAGGCUCAGCUCCGCGAGAGAGCAGCAAUAAAGGAAGAAAGGAAAGUGGAUGACUCUCAAGGGAAAAGCAAGGAGAGUGAGACCGUAGAUUCUCUGCUCAAACUCUUGAGGAAGCACUCUGUUCAACAGGGGAAGAAAAGCAAUAAUAACAACAGCAACAACAGUAACAGGGAUUUCAUACUCGAUCAACAAGAACAAGUGGGCUCGUUGAACGGAAAGAGAAGCACAAGCAUAUCGGAUUCUAGCAAUCCUGUGAAGCACGAGGUACUAGAAAGCCCGAAACCACCUCUUACACGGCCCAAAUCGAACUUCAGUAAAAGAUCCCCUGUCCCUGAAAUCAAAUUCCCAAGUGUUUAUUCUGCUGAGGGAUCUGUUACCGUGAACAGUUCACCGGACAUUGUAGAUGGUGGAAGAAAGGCGAUUAGUUUGGAGAGAGAAAGUGUUGAUAUUGAUUCCGACUCUGAAGCGGACCCUCUGUUUCAAGAGGAGAACGUGUUUGACGAGAUUUUGGAAGACGAAAUUUCGGAAAUUUACGAGAGCGAGCAUGAAGAAGAGGUGGUUGCUGUUGUUGCAGCAAAAGAAGAGGAUGUGGUUGGAGCUAGUGACGAUUUGAGUGGAAUGAAGAUGACGGAACUGAGAGCGCUUGCCAAGUCUCGUGGCAUGAAGGGCUUUUCGAAGUUGAAAAAGAACGAGCUCGUCGAAUUGCUAAGCCGGUCGGAAAUAUGAUUUUGAUUCCGUAGUAGAGUGGUUUUCAUGAGGAAACAAUUUGGGAUUCUUUUUUUGUUUACUUCUCAUAAUUUUUAUUGCUAGUCUAAUA
Messenger RNA from Erythranthe guttata (spotted monkey flower), 1305 nucleotides. RefSeq names its product rho-N domain-containing protein 1, chloroplastic. Gene Ontology annotation, biological process: DNA-templated transcription termination. The record is from RefSeq and is a predicted model, not a curated record. NCBI's taxonomy places the organism in Eukaryota, Viridiplantae, Streptophyta, Magnoliopsida, Lamiales, Phrymaceae.